Amphimedon queenslandica is the source of this 5209-nucleotide messenger RNA. RefSeq lists its product as uncharacterized. Bases 1493 to 5209 code for a protein of 1238 amino acids. The transcript has 22 exons. Lineage: Eukaryota; Metazoa; Porifera; Demospongiae; Haplosclerida; Niphatidae. The record is from RefSeq and is a predicted model, not a curated record.
UAAAAACAAAUUCAUAGCUAUUUGCAUUCAUUAUGACUUUCCAAGGAUCCUUCUUUGCUACACUCUCCAACUUACAACAUACUCAUGAUAGGGGGCUGCUCUUAGGGAGUGUCUUGCUGUCUGGUUGCAAAGAGCUGAUGGUGUGGAUAAAAAUGGAGGAACUAACUAUGUAUCACUAGCUAAUGCUGUAGAGAGAUUGGGACAAAGAGCUGGAGCUGAUGACAUACGAAGAUAAUGUGGAAUUGAAACAGCACAAGAGGAUGCCCCUGUCAUUAAGACUGGAGGGAGGAGCCCAGUGACUCCAUUACCAGUACAGGAAGACAGUUACAUUGCAGAAGAAGAAGAAGAAGAGAAACCAUCAAAGAAAGAAGAUGAAGAUGAAGGAGAAGGAGGAUUUCUCAAUAUCUACUGCUGAGGCUCAUGGUCAUUCAGUUAUUAUUGCUAAUGAUCCUGAUGCUGAUAGACUGACCUUGGCGGAAAAACAACCGGGGAAUACUAAUGAGGGAGGGAAGGGCAACUGGCGAGUGUUUACUGGCAAUGAGAUUGGGAGCAUGUUGGGCUGGUGGGCCAUGGAAAAUUUUAAGAAAAUAACAAAAAUUUUGAUGGUUAUAAAGUCCAUUUAAUAUGCAGUACAGUUUCAUCAAAAUUAUGAUGAUCAAUAGCUAAAGUUGAAGGGAUCCAGUUUUCAGAAACUCUCACUGGGUUCAAGUGGAUGGGUAACUUAAGCCACACCCUCCUUGAGAAAGGAGAGGAGGUUCUCUUUGCUUUUGAAGAAGCAAUAGGAGUCAUGUUUGGUACUACAGUACUGGAUAAAGAUGGAGUAAGUGAGUGGAGCUGCUGUGACUGGAGAAAUGGCCGCCUACCUUUACUCUAAUGGAGAGAAAUUCUCUUCACUGUUAGAAGACAUUUAUUUAAAUAUGGUCGAGUUGUCUCAAGCAAUUCUUAUUUCAUAUGUCACUCAAAAGAAGCGAUAAAAGAAGUCUUUGAUGGACUGAGAAAAGAUGGACAAAUCAUUAUAAUGAGUAUCAGUAUCCCAGUACUUGUGGUCCAGCUGGUGUUACUAGUGUAUGUGAUAUUACUGUUGGGUAUGACAGUACCAGACCUCCUCACUAUUUAAACCAGUAUUACCAGUUGAUCCUGGUAGUCAGAUGAUCAUGUUGUCUUUGGAUAAUAAUUGUGAGUUCACUUUGAGGGCCUCAGGGACUGAACUGAAGAUCAAGUAUUAUGUGUACAUGUUCAGUCCUCCUGGAGUACAUGUUGAUGAUCCUCACUUAAAGAUACUCUGUCUCAUACUGUUGAUGAUAUUAUUAAUGAAUUUAUUAAAACAGAUUAUUAUAAUUUAAUAUAUAGAUCUAUUUAAUAAAAGAUGUUAUGUGAGUCUAUUGUAAUGUGUUUAGUUUUUAAUGUUAUUGAUUGGUUCAAUUUGGUUGUUGUGAUAAGUUUGUGUCAUGUGAUCAGUAAAUAGUUUGUUGUGUGGGAGUGAACUGUCAAGAUGGCCACUGGUGGAUCAGGAAGGAAUACUAAAUAUGAAGGAUGGUUAUUAUAUGAGGAGAAAGGUUUAAAUGAAUAUGUAGCAAUAUUUACUGUAGCUAAAAAUGAAAACACAAUCCAUGAUUAUAUUGGAAGGAAGCACCCUAGAGCUUGGAUACAUUAUAAUAUCUUCUUUACAUUUGUCCGGCAGCAAGACUCUACACUUACAUCAAGAGGUGAUUAUAUUGAAUUAAAGUUUGAUACUCCACAAAUUAAGCAAACCACUGGAUGGAUUAUUAAACCUGACACAGUACCUUGUAGAAUAUAUAGAAGUAAUGUUGAUAAGGUUGGUACACCUGGUUAUCCUGACCCUCCCUCCUGCAAUAUAUCAGUACAUGCUUCACUUGAUGCUGUUUAUAGACUACAUUAUACUAUACCAGUGGAAGGUGUGGUGGUUACAGAUGGUGGCACAUUGUACAUUGAAAGGACAUUGAGAAGUCCUCUCUUAGACAUUAAUGAUUUACAGUAUGUACUUGACACAUUGAAUGAAUCUGGCUUCUCACAGACGAAAUGGUAUGAUCUUGGUAAUGCUUUAGGAUUAUAUCGUAGUACACUGAGGACUAUUAAAGAUGAGUGUGCUGGAGAUGAUCAAGGAUGUCUUAGGCAGUGUCUAGUAAAAUGGUUAGAGAGAGCUUAUUGGGUUGAUAUUAAAGGAGGUCCAAGAAUGUUCUCUCUAUGUGUUACUCUUGAGUACAUUCUUGAGAAAGGAGCAGCUGAUUAUAUCAGAGAGAAGAUUAUUGAUAAAGAUUCUCCAGAGUUACGUCACUAUCGUGAAGCACUUAAGACUAUCGUGACGUGUCAUCUUACUAAGGCAGUAGUUCAAGGAGAAGCUCGUGUUGGUAAAACCUGUUUCAAGUCACUUCUACUGGAUGAAAAGUACGUCAAAGCAAGUACCGGUAUUGCUGAGCCGAGAGUUGGUAUCUACUGCUACAGACGAGAUACUGGGAAACGAUACAAGUUAUUGGAUGUUGCAGAGUUAGAAGAAAUUGUUAAAAAUGCUUUGAAAAAAGAUGCAACAGAAAAAUUGAUCAAUUUUCCAUUAGAAAAUCAGGUCAGUGAAGGUAUCGAUCAAAAGAAACCGACCAGAGGAAAUGACGCAGCUGACGAGACUGACGAUGGAUUUGUAGAUGAAUAUGAAGCCACCGAAGGACCUGGCGAUGGAGAUGGAGCACAUGGAGAUGAAAAGGAAAGUUCACUGAGUCAAGAAGUAGAGAAAGUACUUGAUGGAGUGCGACAGUGUUCAGGGAAGGAGAAUCGUCUUGAAGGUGCUCAAUGGCUAUACCUCAUUGAUACAGGAGGUCAAAUCGCUUUUCAAAAGUUGCUUCCAAUUUUUAUGCCGUUUGCUCAAGUUCUUAUUCUGGUUGUUAAUAUUUCAAAAGAGUUGUCUAGUGGCUCCACUGCAGUGAUGCACAUUGAAGGUGAGGAUCACAGUGAUGGGAGUCCAUCCAGAUUGACGGUCGAAGAAGUUUUGAAGCAAAUUAUUUCUUCAAUAGCUUCUGGCAUGCAGCAUUUCAGGGAUAGCUAUAAAGAUCAUGAAGUUCUACGAGAUUUAGUUCCAGAGAAAUUGCAGGUUCUGACAAUUGGUACACAUGGAGAUGAAUGCAGUGAUGUAGCAGAGUCUAAAAACAUAUUAGCAGAAAAAUUGGCAGAAAUAAUCAAAGGAAAUGAUGAUUGUGAGUCAAUUGAAGCUGAUCGUGUAGUUCGUGUACGGGAAAUUGAUGGUCGUAUUGCUAGUGCAGCUGUUGAAGAAAGAGGAAACGAGACAAAUUUUAAGAACACGAAGAUUUCGUUGGAUGAUGUAGAUGAGAUCUUAACGAAAGAUGAUAAAGGAAUCAACAUUCCAUUUUAUUACUACUUCUUUGAUAUCGUACUUCGUGUUGCAGCAAAAGAGGGAUGUGGUGUCUUGCGAUUAUCCACCUGCAAAAGUCUUGGGGAAGAUUUAAAACUUUCAAAAGAUGAGGUUAUGGAGUCUCUUAAUUUCUUGCACCAUAUCAACAGUAUCAUUUAUUAUCAUGAUUCUAAAGCCUGCAGUGACCUGGUGUUUGUUAGCAUAGGCAGUCUCAUUGGUAUUCUCAAGGAGCUGGUCGGGCAUGUUCAUGUUGUUCACUCCAAUAAAGGAUACGCUGGAGAUGAUGACGUUAUAAAGGGGAUCCUUUCAGUAGCCAAGUUUAAAGAGAUUUGUAAAGAACAAUUUGACCCCAUCACAGAAAAGCUAGAAGUUGUUGAUAUUGCAACGAAAUUGCUGAAUCUUUUCCUGGAGCUCUCAAUAGCUACACUAAUAGAUGAUAAAUAUUUCAUACCAGCUCUCCUUCCAGUAAGAGAUGUUACAGAUGUCAAUCCUUAUAAGGAUCGUGAGCCAUUGCUGUUUUACUUCAAGAAGGCUACCCCAAUGGGCCUUUUCUGCUCUGUUGUUACUCAUCUUCUUUCAAACUUUAGCUACAAAAUUGCUUCGAUAGAAAGUAAUUUCUCUAACUGCAUCGAAUUGAAAUAUCGUACAGAAGGGGUUGCGACAUUUUACAUUACUCUAGUUGAACAGAUCAAUUGCAUUGAAGUCCAUUGUGAGGAGCAGAGAUGGGAAGGGAUAGUCAGGGAAGAUGUCAAAAUGGCGAUUGCUUCUGCAGCUGAAAAGCACAAUCUUAGUACCAGUCAUGAGAUCCGGUUUUAUUGUUCAUGUCAGCGUGGUACUCCUGGAGUAGGAGGAGGUGUGGCUAAAGGGAAGAAGCAUACAGUUGAAGUCGAGACCAUCAGUAAGGAGCAUACCUUCCGAUGCAGUGAGAACCCACGUAUAAAAUGUCAAGAGAAGAAAGAAUUAUGGAGCUCCUGGCUUGACGCUGAUACACCAAACUCUCCUCCUUCUAAUGAUGAGUCAACUUCUUCUCCUACAAAACAAAGUACUCCUCCACAAAGAAGUGUAUCUGAGACUGGAAGCACUGGCUCUCCACAGGAAACCAAAGGCCUCAAGGAGCUUACUACUCCACAAACAAAUUUAUCUGACAUGAAAGGCUGUGCUUCUCCACAGGAGACCAAAGAUCCAAAGGAGAUACUACAGAAAUAUUCAGCUAAGCUAACCAAGGCAAUAUCAGCUAAUGUUGGUGAUGUAGCUAAAGCAUUGUUUGCCAAAGAUCUAAUAACACAAUGGACUAGAGAAUAUGUAGUGACAGCAGUUGGUGUAGCUACAGCUGAUAAAGCUGAUAGAGUAAUGAAUGAUGUCAUGGGUCAAUUAGAAGCUUCUCUUAAUGAAGGACAGUAUUUAGCUGAUGUGUGUAAUAUUUUGAUUCAGCAAGGUGCAGCAAUGAAACAGAUAGGAAACGUUAUGCUUAAAGAACUAGGAGAAGACACUGCUACUGUCCAUCCUCCUCUUCCUCAAAGUGGAGCUAGUGUUGCUAGUGAAAGCAAGGCCGAGCUUAAUAUGAGAACAGCCAUGAAGAUAUUUACUCCUUCUGCUCACCAUUACAGACUGAUAGGAAUUGGAUUGGGUGUAGAAUUAGCAGAUCUGAAAGACACAGAUGAAGUAACUAAUAAUCUUAUUAAAGUAUUCCAGAGGUGGUUUGAUGCCAAUGAAGAUGUUAGUUGGGAUGCUUUAAAAGAACUUUGUGACAACUAUCCUGAUCAACUGGGCAAAGCAAAGGCUAAGCUAAAUGAAGUACUCUGCUGUCAAAAAAAUUGUUCACUGCAAUAG